AUGAAUCUGCUACACAUAUUGCUCCUCGUCGUGCUUGAACAAUUUACUGGACAGGCAUUUGCCCAGAUCGACUUAGGAACCGCUGCUCGUUUCGGUAUCGUCGCCAGCUCCGCGAUUACAAACACAGGAAAUACCGUCAUCACAGGCAGUCUUGGUCUGUCUCCAAAUACAAAGGACUCCAUAACCGGCUUUCCACCGGGUCUGUCAGGUGUUGUUUACGCUGGAGAUGAAGUUGCCGAUCAAGCACGCCGGGACGCUCGCACAGCAUACAGCAGCGCAGGCUCACUGGCACCGACGUCUCAGAUAGCUGCGGCAGACCUUGGUGGUCAGACUUUGGUGGCUGGAAUUUACACCUCUCCUUCAGCAGUCGGCCUCACAGGGACGCUCACAUUAGACGGUCAAAACGAUCCAAACUCGCUAUUUGUCUUUCAAAUCGGUUCCACCCUUAGAACAGCUUCAUCAGCAUCUGUUGUUCUCAUCAAUGGUGCCCGAGCUUGUAAUGUGUACUUCCAGGUCGGAUCGUCAGCUACUCUGGGUAGCUCGACCAGAUUCAACGGCAACAUCCUCGCUCUCACAUCGAUUUCUCUCCUCGACAACGUUAGAGUCAACGGUGGACUAUUCGCACUCAAUGGUGCAGUCACACUGAUCAACGAUCGAAUCGUGUCUCAACAA
Molecule: messenger RNA, 672 nt
Organism: Boeremia exigua
Lineage: Eukaryota; Fungi; Ascomycota; Dothideomycetes; Pleosporales; Didymellaceae
Exons: 1
Source: RefSeq, a predicted model, not a curated record